AUGGCCCGUCCUGCAUGCGCAAAUUCCAGCAACAACAACAACAAAAGCAUAAAGAACAUCAACAACAACAACAUUAACAAAAACAACAACAACAACAACGGUAACAAUAACAACAAUAGCAAAAACAGCAACAAAAACAACAACAACAAUAACAACAACAACAACUACCAUAACAACAAUAACAACAACAACAACAAUAACAACAACAAGAACAACAACAAGAACAACAACAAGAACAACAACAACUACAGUAACAACAAUAACAACAACAACAACAAGGACAACAACAAGAACAACAAUAACAACAACAACAACAAUAAUAACAACAACAAUAAAAACAACAACAACAACUACAGCAAUAACAACAACAACAACAACAACAAGGACAACAACAAGAACAACAACAACAACAACAAGAAUAACAACAACAUAAACAACAGCAACAACAACAGCAUCAACAACAGCAGCAACAACAACAACAGAAGUAACAACAGCAAC
Molecule: messenger RNA, 498 nt
Organism: Solanum lycopersicum (tomato)
Lineage: Eukaryota; Viridiplantae; Streptophyta; Magnoliopsida; Solanales; Solanaceae
Source: RefSeq, a predicted model, not a curated record